UGUUAGUAUUGGGAUACUAACCAUCAGUUGACCUGAAGAUCUGAAGCAAACAUGUCUUUCCUUAACAAGAACUACAAAUUCGUCAGCCAGGAGAACUUUGAUGGUUUCCUCAAGGCAGUUGGUGUGGCUGAAGAUAGGCUCGAGCAGCUGAAGAAGUUCGCUCCCGACCAGAAGCUGACUAAGGAUGGAGAUACUUACACUUAUUAUAACAUUACACCCGAAGGACCGCAGGAAGUCAAAUUCAAAUCUGGAGUAGAAAUUGAUGAACUUCUUGGCGCCUCAAAAACGCCUGUUAAGAGCACAUACGUGGUUGAAGGCAAUACCAUGACACAAACAGUCAAGUCUCCUGAGAGGGGUGUUGCCGUCUUCAAGAGAGAGUACAAUGGAGAUGAUCUUGUUGUGACCCUUACCUAUGAGAAAUGGGAUGGCGUUGCGAAGAGAUUCUAUAAGGCCGAAUAAAAACUUCUUCAUCAUCACACUCUAGGCUAAAUUAUAGUGAUUAUCACAUUAGACGUCAUGACAUGGUUUGAAACCAAUCGUCACUCUUCGCGUUAUUAUUGUAUUUUUAAGUUCUAAAUUAUUUUUAUGAAGUUAUUUACUUAUUUAU
Spodoptera litura is the source of this 607-nucleotide messenger RNA. RefSeq names its product fatty acid-binding protein 2-like. Lineage: Eukaryota; Metazoa; Arthropoda; Insecta; Lepidoptera; Noctuidae. Gene Ontology annotation, molecular function: lipid binding. The record is from RefSeq and is a predicted model, not a curated record.